Molecule: messenger RNA, 1842 nt
Organism: Salvelinus namaycush (lake trout)
Lineage: Eukaryota; Metazoa; Chordata; Actinopteri; Salmoniformes; Salmonidae
Product: vitamin D3 receptor A-like
Exons: 9
Coding region: 167-1477 (436 amino acids)
Biological process (GO): positive regulation of transcription by RNA polymerase II; cell differentiation; negative regulation of transcription by RNA polymerase II
Cellular component (GO): nucleus
Molecular function (GO): vitamin D response element binding; zinc ion binding; nuclear receptor activity
Source: RefSeq, a predicted model, not a curated record
UGAACCGGUAUAGACCGAGACAUUACUGCAGCUGAGGGGAAAGAAUGAGAGAGGGAAGAGGGUGAAUAAGAAAGCCACUAAAAGGAGAACGAGGAGGAGACAGGGAUUUUCUCUGACCUUGGGGUAUUUUGUCUGGAGCCUGUCUGUAUUUUCUAAUUCAGAGGAAAUGGAUCCACAGACCCCUCCCUCUCUGAGUCGCUCAGUGAUGGAGCCCAUGGCAGUGAGCACCUCAGUGGUCGGGCCGGAUGAGUUCAACCGCAACAUGCCGCGCAUCUGCGGCGUCUGUGGCGACAAGGCCACCGGCUUCCACUUCAACGCCAUGACCUGCGAGGGCUGCAAGGGCUUCUUCAGACGCAGCAUGAAGCGUAAGGCCAGUUUCACCUGCCCUUUCAACGGCAGCUGCUCCAUCACCAAGGACAACCGGCGCCACUGCCAGGCCUGCCGGCUCAAACGCUGCGUGGACAUGGGCAUGAUGAAGGAGUUCAUCCUGACAGAUGAGGAGGUGCAGAGGAAGAAGGAUCUGAUCCAGAAGAGGAAGGAGGAGGAGGCGGUGCGGGAGGCCCUGAGACCAAGGCUGAAUGACGAGCAGAGCCAGGUCAUCGCAUCAUUGGUGGAGGCACACCACAAGACCUACGACGACUCCUACUCCGACUUCUCACACUUCAGGCCCCCGGUGCGAGAGGGCCCAGUAACACGCAGUGCCAGUCGUGCAGCCUCCUUUCACUCGCUGUCAGAUGCCUCCUCAGACUCCUUCAACCACUCACCAGAGUCGGUGGACACCAAGCUGAUGAAAUUCAGCAGUCUAUUGAUUAUGUACCAGGACAGUGCAGGCAGCCCGGACUCCAGUGAGGACGAUGGCUCCAAGUUCUCCAUGUUACCCCACCUGGCUGACCUGGUCAGUUACAGCAUCCAGAAGGUCAUCGGCUUCGCUAAGAUGAUCCCUGGCUUCAGAGGGCUGACUGCUGAGGACCAGAUCGCCCUGCUCAAGUCAAGUGCCAUCGAGAUCAUUAUGUUACGCUCCAACCAGUCUUUCAACCUAGAGGAUAUGUCCUGGAGCUGUGGUGGUAGCCCUGACUUCAAGUACUGCAUCAACGACGUCACCAAGGCGGGUCACACUCUGGACCUGUUGGAGCCGCUAGUGAAGUUCCAGGUGGGCCUGAAGAAACUCAGCCUUCAUGAGGAGGAACACGUGCUGCUCAUGGCCAUCUGCCUGCUUUCUCCAGAUCGUCCAGGGGUGCAGGACCACGCUAAGAUCGAGGUUCUCCAGGACAGUCUGUCGGAGGUGCUCCAGGCCUACAUCAGGGUGAACCACCCGGGAGGACGGCUGCUCUAUGCCAGGAUGAUCCAGAAGCUGGCCGACCUGCGCAGCCUCAACGAGGAGCACUCCAAACAGUACCGCUCGCUGUCCUUCCAGCCCGAGCACAGCAUGCAGCUCACCCCGCUGGUGCUGGAGGUGUUUGGAAGCGAGGUGUCCUAGCAGCCACGCCGACCCCCACCACCACACCUCUGGUUGGAAGAGAUGGACAGACGAUCCCUCCCGUGAGGACCCCCGGGAGUUAAUUUGUUGAGUUGCUGGAUAGAGGGCUCAGUGAUGGAAGGGUCUCUGAGGGGGAAUAGCGGAAUGGACCGGAAAGUCACACUGUCACAGAAACGGUUUUGGUGGGUUAAUCAGGGUAUUAAGGGUAAAUAGAGGAGGAAGGGGUUUCGAUAUGGUUGUAAUUUCCCGUUCAUAAGAAAAAGGGAAUUUCGAACAGAAUGUAUUUAUAACUAAACUAUAAAUAUACAGUACCAGUCAAAAGUUUGGAUACACCUACUCAUUCGAGGGUUUUCUUAAUUUUUACU